AAGCUCUCUACUCUCUCUGUCAGUUGGAGACCACUCAAUAGAAAACAUCAGACUCGGGGCUGGACUCGGAUACCUCUUAUGCGCACUGUAAAUACCACAUUUAAAUAUUGUAAUUAUUUGGCGCACUGCUCUGCUCUUCAUACAUUGAUUAAUAUUUACAGUCACUACCUGCGUGCGCACCUCUUUGGUAGGUGGAGAGAAAAGAAUAAUCACUCUCCGCGAACCCCAAAGCAAAGGAGUUGGGAGAAAUUUUGAGUGAGUGGGAAAGCCGUGCUUGCUCCUUGGACUACAUACAAUGAAGAAAUUCUAAGGUGGCAGUCUUUGUUUAUUUACGCUUCCUUUGGCUGUAUGUAACCAAGGACUAUCUCAUGAACCGGUAUCCUCUUGCGUGAAAUUCUGUUUUCACUUAGAACUCUGCUUCCUGGACAAAUGCAUACAAAUGCAUUUAGGAGCCCAACGGACAAGGAGUGGACACGUUUCUCCCACAGCAAUAACGGGAACCCUCCUCCUGCUCCUGUCAAUAUGCACAUUGUCUGCAGAAGAAGACUACCGAGCACAAGGUGUCGAUAUCCUCCAUCAGCUGGGCCUCACCGGCAGCAGAGAGUUUCUCUCCUCUGGGAUCAGCUCGCCCUCUCCUCCAUCCUCACCCCCAAGAGCCGGGGUCCUACUCAGCCUGGAUGCCCACAUUGAAGCCCCCACGGGGAGCCUGUUCCCGCCGGAGCUCGGUGAGGAGUUUUCUGUUGUGGUGAGCCUAAGCUCCUGGCGAGCGAACAAUGCUUUCCUUUUCAGCGUGCGUGACAGCAGGAACAAGCUGCAGUUUGGUAUCCAGCUGCUGCCCGGGAAGGUGGUCGUGUACACUGCCGAGAAGACCUCCGUCUACUUCACCUAUGACGUGCACGACGGGCGUCAGCACUCUUUCGCUGUGGGCGUGAGGCCACGCUCUGUGUCGUUCCAUGCGGACUGCGGGGCGGUGCAGCAGAGAGAGCAGACGCUGACCCGGUCACAGACGCUGGGGUCAGGAUCCGGAGGCCUGCUCACCUUAGGAAGGAUGAACUCAAAAGCAGCCCAAUUCCAGGGCCUCAUAUGCCAGCUGGAUAUCUACCCCCUGGCCCAGGCUGCUGCGCGCUACUGCGACUACCUUAAAAGACAAUGCCGGCUGGCCGACACUUUCCGAUGGCCCCCCGGCUCGGAUAUGGAGGUUUCCAGCUCCCUGGCUUUCUCUCCUAUUCCUCUUUCUCUGGAGUCCCAGAUGGUGGUGCCCCCCUUGUUGGCUGUAGACUCCCACACCCAGCAGACCUCCACCCCGGCCGGAUCAGCCCCCAUCCCCUCUCUGGAGGGGUCCGGAACAAUGUAUUUAAGCCCCUCAGAGCAGCCUCACCUGGGGGUCAGGAUCCAGACCCAGAGCUCUCUGCUAGAGCACCUCAACUCCAUCCAUACCCCCGUCACUGCUGGCCACAACAGCCUGUCCUCAGGCACCCUCAGUGGGCUGGAGGCCCUGGGAAUCACCCGCAGAAGUACCACCCCCAGUUCCAGAUCCAGGCCAACAAGGGGCUCAACCAGGCAGUCUCCCCAGUCUGAGAACGUCAUGGAGGAGAGGAGCCCCAGGAGGCCCCAACGGGUCACCACACACACCCCAGGUAUAAACUCUCCUGUCAAGCAGACUCACUUGAAGGAUGGCCUGAGGAACAGCUCCAGCUCCAUGCCUAGGGACUCUAACCCCCAGCUCCAGCCCACUGACCACCUCCUGGACACCCAGUUCAGAGCCAAUGGCACCACCCUGUACCGGGAGAACCAGGUGGAAACCUCAGAGGAGCAUGGCCAGGAAGAGGCCUACGAUGUGGACAUGGGAGGCUACGACUAUGGAUAUGAGGAUCCAGACUACUUCUACGGAGACUAUGACGGAGCUUUCCCCGGACCCAAAGGAGAACCAGGUCCUCCGGGUCCUCCUGGUCCCCCUGGUCUACCUGGUCCUGCUGGGAAGAGAGGAGCUCGGGUGAGUACUGCAAACCAUGUCACACCUGUGGUCAUGUGA
Molecule: messenger RNA, 2032 nt
Organism: Salvelinus sp. IW2-2015
Lineage: Eukaryota; Metazoa; Chordata; Actinopteri; Salmoniformes; Salmonidae
Source: RefSeq, a predicted model, not a curated record